AGUUUUGUUUUACUGAUUGAAGCGUGAGCUCUGAACCCAAGAGGUGUCUGUGAUUGAGACGGUGUGGGAGAAGAGAGAGAGAGAGAGAGAGGAACGAAAGAGACUAGAGGGACACUUAAAAAGUGAAACAAAACGAUGCCUUUGGAACCUUUCCCACAGCGUGUGCUGUGGUACUGUGUGUUUCUGAUAGAAAUGGGCAAAGUCUUCCCAGCUAGGCAUACCGUCUACUGGAACAGCACGAACCCGAGGUUCCAUGGGGAUAAUUACACAGUGCGAGUUCACAUCAACGACUACGUGGACAUUGUGUGUCCCCACUACAGCCAGGCCCAGGCCCAGGCCCAGGCUCAGGCCCAGGCCCAGGCCCAGGCCGAGAGGUUCCAGCUCUACAUGGUGGACCAGGAGGGGUACAACACAUGCAGCCUGAACAGCAAGGCCUUCAAACGUUGGGAAUGUGACCGGCCAUUCGCCCCCUUCACCCCCGUCCGCUUCCUGGAAAAGAUACAACUGUUUACCCCCUUCUCCCUUGGCUUCGAAUUCCGGCCUGGCACCAACUACUACUAUAUCUCGAUCCCGUUCCGAGACCUGAAGGAUGGGUGCCAGCGUCUCCAGGUGUCCGUCUGCUGUGAGCCGACGGUGAGGCCGACCAGCAAGUCUCAGAGAUCUCACACCGAGGAGGGCGUUCAGCAAGAUGCCUCGAAAGCGAGCGUACGAAACAGAGGGUCGAAUAUCCAGCUCCGAGCUGCUACCUUCCUCCUGUGCCUCCUGUUGAGUUCAGUCCCUUGGUGGAUUCAGGCCCUUCCUGGGGCCUAGUUCCCUCCCUGAAGUUGGCGAAAGAGAGAGAGAGAGGGAGAGGGAGAGGGAGAGCGACCAUUUCUGAAUCUAAUUCUGUUCCCAAAUCCAAACAGUCUAUUUAUUUUUUCCCUAUCGCCGUGUGGAUAAUCCUGAAAUGGUCAACUCCAAAUCCAAGGCCCAGGCUUUGGGCCUACAGUUGACAUCGAGACAGAUAUUUUUUCGCACCUGUCUCUCCCUCCCUCUCUCUUUUUCUCUCUCUCUCUCUCUCUCCAUCUCUCUCCCUCCCUCUCCCCCCUCUCUCCCUCUCUCUCGCUUUCUCAGGGGGUGGUGUCCAUACUCGGUUGGCACCACAGUCAGGGCCACGGUAGGGGGGACAGUGACCGACAUUUCCAACGGACGUCGCUCACAGUGUUUCAAGGUCGUAGCCAUCUCAGGGCCCGAAGGCCGCUCGCCUGGUUCCAGAGGUGCGACCUUCCUCGGGUGGACACAGGACCUCUCUCGCUCUGGAGGACUGGAAAAUGGCCGUCAACUGUUUUCGGGAGUGCCAUCUCUUAAGAUUAAAUUUCGUGGCCUACCUCUAUCCGAGCAGCGAUUACCGGACUGUCCCUAACCGACCUCACCUCCCACAAGGAGAAGGGGAACAGCGUCCUGUUAAAUCUCCCAUGAUGCCUCAGCAGCACUGCGGUCACUCCGUCAGGGCCCCAGCCCUGCGACACGGCCACUCCCCCGAAGCCCUGGGGGGCUGCGGCCUUCCGUGGGCCUGAAGCCUGGAACCUGUCAGCCUGCAUCCACGGUAACGGGCCGACCUGUCCGUUUGCUCCAAAUCCCGGCCCCCACGGAGGCUGAGGUCGGGGAGGUGAAAAUGAAGCCUUUCCGUGCAGGCCCGGCGAGUUUGCGAGGGGAGUGUUGAAGCCUUUCCGUGGAGGCCCGGGGAGUUUGCGAGGGGAGUGUUUGAAGCCUUUCCGUGCAGGCCCGGGGAGUUUGCGAGGGGAGUGUUUGAAGCCUUUCCGUGGAGGCCCGACGUGUUUGCGAGGGGAGUGUUUGAAGCCUUUCCGUGGAGGCCCGACGUGUUUGCGAGGGGAGUGUUUGAAGCCUUUCCGUGGAGGCCCGACGUGUUUGCGAGGGGAGUGUUUGAAGCCUUUCCGUGGAGGCCCGGCGUGUUUGCGAGGGGAGUGUUGAAGCCUUUCCGUGGAGGCCCGGCGUGUUUGCGAGGGUUGUGUUUGAAGCCUUUCCGUGGAGGCCCGGGGAGUUUGGGACAGUUCAGGAACUGUAGGACUGCCAACUCCUUGCGGUUCGAGGCCUAGUGUGUGGUUCGCGCCCUCAUUAGAGCUCAGAAGGCCCGGCACAUUCUGUUACUCACAGAAUCGGGGGACAGUAGACUCUGACUGGGCGUGGUGAGGCCUGUGAAUGUAUUUGCACUUUCUGAACAUUUCUUGAAAAAUAAAACAUGUCAACAUUCGAAUGAAGUUGACCAAACCGCUCUGACUGACUG
Hemiscyllium ocellatum (epaulette shark) is the source of this 2284-nucleotide messenger RNA. Its product is annotated as ephrin-A2-like. The coding region runs from base 136 to 810 and encodes 224 amino acids. Gene Ontology annotation, cellular component: plasma membrane. Lineage: Eukaryota; Metazoa; Chordata; Chondrichthyes; Orectolobiformes; Hemiscylliidae. The transcript has 6 exons. Gene Ontology annotation, biological process: axon guidance; ephrin receptor signaling pathway. The record is from RefSeq and is a predicted model, not a curated record. Gene Ontology annotation, molecular function: ephrin receptor binding.